Alnus glutinosa is the source of this 1553-nucleotide messenger RNA. Its product is annotated as beta-glucosidase 13-like. Gene Ontology annotation, molecular function: beta-glucosidase activity. The transcript has 13 exons. The record is from RefSeq and is a predicted model, not a curated record. Gene Ontology annotation, biological process: carbohydrate metabolic process. NCBI's taxonomy places the organism in Eukaryota, Viridiplantae, Streptophyta, Magnoliopsida, Fagales, Betulaceae. The coding region runs from base 1 to 1536 and encodes 511 amino acids.
AUGGCAUUUCAAGGCUAUCUACUACUCCUUGGCCUCCUGGUCUUUGUUGGCUCAUUAAUUGAGAAAAGCAUUGCUGUUAUACCAAGCCAUAGCACUACUGCACUCAACCGGAGAAUUUUUCCGGAGGGUUUCAUUUUCGGAACGGCAUCGGCGUCUUACCAAUAUGAAGGUGUAGCAAAUGAAGGUGGCAGACGACCAAGUAUAUGGGAUACUUACGCCCAUAAAUAUCCAGGUAGGAUAAAGGAUGACAGUAAUGGAGAUGUCGCAGUUGAUCAAUAUCAUCACUAUAAGGAAGAUGUUGGGAUUAUGAAGGAGAUGGGUUUAGAUGCAUACAGGUUCUCUAUCUCAUGGUCCCGAGUGUUGCCAAAAGGAAAGCUAAGUGGGGGUGUGAACAUGGAAGGAAUCAAAUAUUACAACAACCUCAUCAAUGAGCUUCUGCAUAAAGGUUUAAAGCCCUUUGUGACACUUUUUCACUUUGAUCUUCCCCAAGCGUUAGAAGAUGAGUAUGGUGGUUUCUUAAGUCCUCAAAUUGUUGAUGACUUUAAGGUGUAUGCUGAGCUUUGCUUCAAGGAAUUUGGUGAUCGUGUAAAGCAUUGGAUCACACUAAAUGAGCCAUGGAGCUACAGCAAUGGUGGUUAUGCAAGCGGGCAAAUAGCACCUGGUCGAUGUUCCAGUUGGCAAAAUUUGAACUGCACCGGUGGAGAUUCAGGCACAGAACCAUAUUUGACUUCUCAUUACCAACUUCUUGCUCAUGCAGCUGCUGUUCAAGUUUACAAGCAUAAUUACCAGGCAGCACAAAAAGGUGUUAUUGGGAUUACGCUAAAUUCCAACUGGAUGGUGCCAUUAUCUGUUGCCAGGCACCACCGUAAUGCCGCGCUACGUGCCCUUGAUUUCAUGUUGGGAUGGUUUUUGGAUCCCUUGACAAAUGGUGACUAUCCCCAUAGCAUGCGAUCUCUUGUUGGAAAGCGAUUACCCAAGUUUAUGAAAGAGCAAUCUAAGUCGUUAAAAGGGUCAUUUGACUUCAUUGGAUUAAACUACUAUACUUCCAAUUAUGUAGCCAACUCACCUCACCUUAAUUCUGGAAAUCCAAGCUACUUGACAGAUUCUCUUGCUAAUCUCACCACUGAGCGCAAUGGGAUCCCCAUUGGUCCACAGGCUGCAUCAAGUUGGCUCUUUGUUUACCCUAGAGGACUUUUGCAUCUUUUGCUUUAUGUCAAGGGGAAGUACCAUAAUCCGCUAAUAUAUAUUACCGAGAAUGGUAUUGAUGAGGUCAAUAAUGCCACCUUGUCGCUUGAGGAAGCCCUUGUGGACAACCAAAGAAUUGAGUAUUACUAUAGCCAUCUUUGGUAUCUUUGGAGGGCUAUCAAGAAAGGUGUAAACAUUAAAGGAUACUUUGCAUGGUCAUUGUUGGAUAACUUCGAAUGGAACUCAGGUUACACAGUUCGGUUUGGCAUCAACUACGUAGACUAUAAGAACGGAUUGAAAAGACACCCUAAGCUUUCAGCCCAUUGGUUCAAGACUUUCCUCACGAAAUAGACAUAACGAUUGAUGCU